Messenger RNA from Dibothriocephalus latus, 408 nucleotides. Lineage: Eukaryota; Metazoa; Platyhelminthes; Cestoda; Diphyllobothriidea; Diphyllobothriidae. The record is from the annotation of a GenBank genome assembly.
AUGAUCGCAGCUGCACACUGCCACAAGUGCUGUCCGCCCGAUUGCCUCGGUGGAGCGUUUCAUCUCUUCACCGUCUUUCUCCUAUUCACCAUGCUGUGGGGCACACUCCAGUCUGCGAACAGUGUUAAAGUACGGGAAGCGCACAAGCGCAUCAUGCUCCUCAACCACCCCGACCGCGAUGAGAACUUGUUGUACCUUCGUUACCCCUUCUCUGACCUACAUGUCUGCCCCUUUUUGCAGGCCAGUGGCGCCUUACGCGAGCGACCAAUAUUGGGGAGGUAUGGCAUCAUCAAGUCCUUAGCAGUUGCGUUGCCUUUAAUCUACAUCGGAGCAAUGAUCAGUAUGAACGGUGCGGCAUACCUGGAGGAGCACGACAUAUUCGUGCCGGAGGACGACGAGGAGGUCUGA